CUGUGCUAGUCAAAGCAGAUUAAAUGUGUCCUUAUAGAAACUCCAUAGCUGUAGUUAUCGCUAACAGGAAGUCGUGGUACAGUACAGUUCACAGAGAUUAGUUGUGUAUCCUUUCGUAAGAAAAAAAUCUGAAGGGAUCGUGAGUGCACAUUUGAUGCUCUUUGAACUGAACAAUGGUUGGAAAAAUCGCUGGAAAAUCUAGGUCUUCUAACUUCACAGUAUCAGAAAAACUGGAUUUACUUGAACUGGUAGAGCCAUACGUGAACAUUCUCGACGAGCAUACAAAUAAGCACUCUAUUGUCAUAGAGAAAAAUAAAUGCUGGGAAAUUAUAGCCGAAAAAUACAAUGCCCGUAGAGGACAACGACCUCGCCGGAGUGCACUGGGGCUACGAACGCUUUAUAAAAGAUUGAAGGAGUAUGCUAAAUUGGAACUGCUUCAUUAUAAAAGUUGCAUAUCGGAGUCCACUAGGAAAGCGAUAGAAGUUAUUCCACGGAUAUCACGAAUAUUUCAAGGAAGCGAGCAGAAAGAAUUUCAGUGUGACUCUGAGUCUGAUGUUUCAUCUGGGAAUGAUAAUUCAUCUGGAGCAUUUCUUCUGAAGAAUUUUGCUGGUCCUAAUAUGGGAUUAAAGCAGGUUGCUUAUUGUAUGACUUCUGACCCCACUGAUGCAGAGAUUAUUACAGAAACGGACUCUUUCAGAACUCCAGAAACGAAGAGUGGUAGCAAGAAGGAGAAUGUGUCUUCGUCCAGUCCGGAGCCUCGCAGGUCUUCAAGGCAAAGUUAUAAAAGUGAUAGGCAUGUCCCAGGGGUGGAGCAGUCUGCUCAAACACAAAAACAUGUGGUAGAAGCAGAAGAACAAGAAAUUACAGAAGAAUGUGAACUGUCUCCUGUGUCUGUAUUGCCACAGGAAUGCCACAGAAUGUGGAACAGGAUGAAACCUUCCUACAGGGUAGAAAACGAAGACGACUUGAAUGCACCUUUCCAUUCGGCAUCGCCAGAAUUGUUGAUUUGUCCUAGUGCUGUUAAACUAGAAUUCAGGAGUGAGGCAGAUGCUAAGCCUUCUUUAUCAGUUCCUAUCAACCCACAACAUGAAGUGUUAGAACAAGGGGAAAACACUGAACCUGUUUCUGUCACAGAGGAGUGCAUUUCUCCAUCUCUGUCUCCCUCUCCUUCUUUUGUUAACAUGGACAUGGGGAUCGUUCCUUCUGCUAGCCCAGCUUCACAAGAGUUACUGCUUCAGUCACAGAAUGUAGUGAGCCUAAGGACUGCAUUUGGGCAUGACCCAGGGGUUCUACAGAUGCUUAAAGAAGAACAUGAAAUGAACUUGGAAAACCAAAGGAACCUGGCUUUGUAUAUUCAAGAAAAGAGGGAAGGACUUAAGCGGAAGCAGCAACUAGAGGAGGAACUCUUAAAAAUAAAAAUCAGAGUGGAACAUUAUAGGGCUAUACAACUGACACAUGGCCUGCCAGAAUUCAGUAGCUUUUAAUUUGUUUUUCAGGAUAUGACAUUGAAGAACUACUGUGAUUAACUGUUGGAAUUUCCUCUUUUGGUAUCCUCAGCUUGGCAUAGAUAUUUGAAAUAUCUAGCUUCUGUGCCCAAGCUUAUGUAUGGUUCCUUUUAGCACCCAUCAGAGUAUGACAUACCAGGCUAGAAGUACACUGUUUGGCCUUGCACUCCAUUUGUUCUCUGCAGCUCACAUUUUGGGUCAAAGAAUAAUGUGUGUCGUAGACAUCCUUCCACUUCGUUGCGUAAGAUCUUAGAGAUUCAGAGUGUCUGUGCAUCUGAGUUACACUGGCCUUAUCUGUAGUCUUUUACUGUCCACAGGAUCCCUUACCUGCACGCACUUCACCCAUUCAUUCUUCCUUUGGGGUGAAAGCAGUCUGCCCAUUCAUUCCUUAAUGGAGGUGGGAGUUGGGUUUUAGGGAGUGGACCAGUCUGUAUAUCUUGUGCACUGUCUUAUCCCCACCCACUGGCAGUCUUGUGAGCUCCUCUAUAACUACCUCAGGAGGUACUUGCACAGUGCUGUCCGUGGUCCCCUUCAGGCAACCCACUGCUUGCAGUGUGGCGCUCACUUUGCAGUUCAUUCCAUUGCAUUUGCCAGUGCAGUGUACCUAGCUGCAUCCCACCCGCCCCCCCAGAAUGGUCAAGCUGGUAUCAAAUGCUCACUACCAUUGUUUUCUGCUUGUGCCACUAGUCAAACUUGGGUCAUCGGGUGCUGAGAAAGUUGUGUUCCAGAACAGUUUAGGCUAUCUGGACUGCCCCCCCCCCCCCCAACACCUUUACUGAGUUGUCACUUAAGACAUAGGAAAACAUACAUCUCACUUAACUGAAACCUGGCUAUGCUUAUGCUUAUCCCCUGGCUGACAGCCAUCUCAUAUUAGUCUCACAUCCACACCUCUCCCUCCCUCUGUUAACAACCAAAUUGUAUUACUCCAGCCUAUUUAACUAUCUCAAGUCAGUACUCUAGUCCACUCAUAUCUCACUUCACUUCCCCUAUCUCUUGCAAUGCCCCCAGCUUACUCUUGAGUCCAUUAUGUGCACUCCUGUAUUCAAAUGUGUAUGUAUAGUAAUAUCUACUUCAGUGUUUACUGUAUUUUGUAAUUUGGUUAUAACUCUUAACCGUACUCUGUUAAAAAAAAAAAAAAAAAAAAAAAAGUAUGUAUUUUUCUAAGUUGUAAAUAAUGUAUGCUUGUUAACUGAGUCCUUGAGCUUUUCUUCCCAGGCCUCCACUGAAAAUGAUCUGUAUGUCCAGUCGGACCUUCCUGGUAAAUAAAUGUCAAAUUAGUAAAUAAAUAAAUAGAAAACAAGCCCUAUUGAUUUUUUCAAUUACAAAAUUUACACCUACCCUUUUCUAAAGAUUCCACUUCCAAUUCAUUUAUCUCUGUUAGUAUAUUCAGUGCUUCAAAUAAAGUUGGUUUAGACUUGGAUUUCAAUUUUCAAGUAACCACUUUUUUCAGCCACCAAAAUUAAACUUGGCAAGGCCUUACUAUGUGUAGGCAGAUGUUCUUCAUGUUACACUGUUGCAGUCAUCACAUUUGGGUUAUCC
This is a messenger RNA of Protopterus annectens (West African lungfish), 3044 nucleotides long. It is a transcript of the gene FSBP, whose product is annotated as fibrinogen silencer binding protein. The coding region runs from base 174 to 1484 and encodes 436 amino acids. Lineage: Eukaryota; Metazoa; Chordata; Ceratodontiformes; Protopteridae. The record is from RefSeq and is a predicted model, not a curated record. The transcript is spliced from 4 exons.